AUGGCACCUAUACACAGUGCUGGCUGCCACGAUGGCCUUGCUGCGUACACGCCGAGCACUUGCGCUUGUACCCCAAAAUACCCUCUUAGCGUCCCCUCUUCUCUAUCGCUUGCUUUUUCUCUUUCGUCGAAGAUGGCUUUCAGUUGCUCUUUUUUCUUUUGUGCCGCCAGCUUUGCUCGAACGGGACCCCCACGUCAGAGGAGGCAGAACACUUGCUUGCCCUUCCCCAUCCAAGACAUCCCCGCUGCCGCUUGUCCGGCUGACAUUCGUCGCCGUCCCACUAUGGCCAACCUCGCAAUGCCUUACCACACCUCAGCAGAACACAUAGAGGAUUACUCCGGGAGCUACAGCCCCGGGCAGGCAAUGCAGUCAUCAUAUGACAGAUACUACGACGACGACGACUCGUCCGUCACCGAUUCCAACUACACCACAUCCACCGCAACCUCAAUGCGAUCAUCCACGAACCUCACGGUCCCAACCCACGGUCCUGACCACCCAACUUGGAUGCAACAGUUCGGCCACGGGCCUCAAGUCGACCUUGACCCCGAUGCCCACGAACUAUGGUGCGAGUUCUGCGGCAGCCUAAACUGCGGCGAAGUAUUUCAAUUCGGCGAAGAAAACCUCUGGAUCGACCACCACCUCCGGCACCUUAACCACCACCUGCCCAGCAAGCUGGUCUGCUGGUUCUGCAACGACUACGACUUCACCGUCCACGAGCGCGCCAACCGAGACGAGCGCCGGCAGAACUUCGUCCGGCGCAUGUGGCACAUCCGCGAGCAUAUCUUCGACAAUCCCCGCCUGACUUGGCAGUGCAUGCGUCCGGAUUUUUUCAUGGCCGAGCACUUGUACAGCCUUGGCAAGAUCGGAGAUGAGGUGUACGAGGAUAUCAGGAAUUAUACGGAGCUGCCGCCUCAGUUGAGGAUCCCUGGUACGCCGGGGUCGGUGUCGUAUGAUAGGUACCAAAGCCAAGGCCAGAGUCAAAGGGGACCACUUGGUCCGCCGACCCCGCCGGGGAAUGAUGGCUGGUAUCGAUCGCCACAGGAACUAGCACAUGAAGAGCGCAGGAGACGCAGGGCGGAACGGCCCCGUCGAUGA
Neurospora tetraspora is the source of this 1095-nucleotide messenger RNA. RefSeq lists its product as uncharacterized. The transcript has 2 exons. The coding region runs from base 1 to 1095 and encodes 364 amino acids. NCBI's taxonomy places the organism in Eukaryota, Fungi, Ascomycota, Sordariomycetes, Sordariales, Sordariaceae. The record is from RefSeq and is a predicted model, not a curated record.